This is a messenger RNA of Micropterus salmoides (largemouth bass), 1893 nucleotides long. It is a transcript of the gene gfral, whose product is annotated as GDNF family receptor alpha like. The record is from RefSeq and is a predicted model, not a curated record. Gene Ontology annotation, molecular function: signaling receptor activity. Gene Ontology annotation, biological process: nervous system development. Gene Ontology annotation, cellular component: signaling receptor complex; external side of plasma membrane. The transcript is spliced from 9 exons. Lineage: Eukaryota; Metazoa; Chordata; Actinopteri; Centrarchiformes; Centrarchidae. The coding region runs from base 78 to 1271 and encodes 397 amino acids.
AUGUGUUACAUCCUGUUGGUGGUGUGUCCCAGCUUAAGUAUUGACACCACAAGGUGCAUGAGAGCUUUAGUUGUCCAAUGACAGCUGUCAUGGAGCUGAUACGUCUGGAAGCGGCAGUCAUACUGGGGGUUGUUAUUCCUCAUAUAUUCAGCAUCACCAUGCCCCCUCCACCUUCUGGCUGUUUGGUGUCUGUGGAUCCCUGCAUGUCAAAUUUAUGCAAGAGUGAACAGGCAUUUUAUGGCGGCAUCUGUGAGGAUGAAGGGUGCAAAAUAAAAGGCUCAGAGGUCUGUAACAUGACCAUCCAGACCAUACUGGACCAAUUUCCCUCUCUGCAAGGGUGUGUGUGUGCCUGGGAGGAGGAGUUCUGUGACUCCAUACAAGCACUGGCCACACAAUGCCACCGAACACCAGCUCAGCAGAAGAAGAGCACAGUGAUGGACUGGCAGUCAAGCGGUUUGAUAGGCUAUGUGUACGAUGGUGCUGGAUCCUGCUUUGACCAAAUGGAAGUUUGUCUCCGUGAUGCAGUUUGCAACAGGUACCUAGCACCUGUUGCUCAAGCAUGUAUGACAGACCAGUGCGACCUUGACCGAUGUCAGCAAGUAACUCAGCAGUUCUACGGCAGCAUGCCCCACAAUGUUGCAGAGAUGCUACUCAUGUGUGAGUGUGAGGCUUCGGAUCAGAACUGUCUGCAUAUGAAAACGGCUCUGCACAGUGGCACAUGUGGAGACCAGACCUGGAUCUGCCAGGAUACAGUUGACCAAUGUGUUGAGGACAGUAACUGCAGAGACCUGUUAAAAACUUUCCGAACCAAAUGCUGGAGCUCUGAAGAAGCACAAUGCAGCGACAGUGACCUCUAUAAUGAGGAUUGUUUCACCCAGAUGGAUCCGGCCCUGAUCCUUGGUGCAGAUUCUGAAUGUAAAAUGGCCUUCUUGUCCACUUUAGGCACCGCCCUUCACUAUCCUUGUACAUGCAAAGGAGUACACAAUAAUGAUCUACUGACGUGCAACAUGAUUCAUGAUGUCUUUCAUAACAGAUCACACUUCAUGACAUAUUGGAAAAGCAGCAGUAGUCCUUCUAAACCUCCUGAAAUCAACGAAUCUGAGCAAAGUCACACAUGGUCACACGAUUAUCUACUGUAUACUUUUGCAACUGUGCUACUUGCUGGAGUUGUUAUAUUAAUGGCUGCUGUUAGUACAGUAUGGAUGUUGAGAAGGAAAGAUAAACCAAAAUUUCACCAUCCGCAGAAAAGAAACUGUGUUGUUAUUCUCUGAUGAUUAUUCAUUUAUAAAUUGUACCGGUGUGUCUAUCCUGUUCUGUUUCACGUAUGUCUUCAAAUCAACAUUUUGUUCCGUUUUAACUCAAAAAUAUUUUGGAUGAUUACAUUUACAUAAAUAUCAGUUUUUCACAAUGUUGAUAAGAAUAGAUCCACAAAAAUGUACAUUGAACAUGUCUUUUGUAGAGCAUCCUGGUCCUUGUAACAGAUGAAAAUGUUGCUAUAAGAGUAGUCUGAAUGGUAAUGCUUUAUAAAAAGAAAAUCAAUUUCAAAGUGUUGAUAAAACCUAUGUUUUUACAGUUAGAAAUGAUGCACAUGUUAAAUACUCAUGUGACAAGAUCUAAUGUAUAUCUGAGAUUUUUAAGUAAGAGGAUUAUCUGUAAACUCUGGAUUUUCUCUGGAAAAACAAAAGGAACCUUUCUCUCUGAUCGAUUUUGAAGAUUGAUCUUUUACUGCAAGGUCUUUCCAUCUGUUUCACACUGACUUGAGCUAUCAAUCAUUCUAAGAAACAUAAAAACACCUGACACAUUUGAGAUUGCUUUAUGUCAACAUAUGUCUUUUUGGUGAUUAGUCAUUGUAGGCUUACACUGUAUCUUAUAAUAAACUUCACUCUGAAAACC